Guillardia theta CCMP2712 is the source of this 1476-nucleotide messenger RNA. RefSeq lists its product as hypothetical. Gene Ontology annotation, biological process: nucleotide-sugar metabolic process; regulation of DNA repair; carbohydrate metabolic process. Lineage: Eukaryota; Cryptophyceae; Pyrenomonadales; Geminigeraceae. The transcript is spliced from 12 exons. The record is from RefSeq and is a predicted model, not a curated record. Gene Ontology annotation, molecular function: poly(ADP-ribose) glycohydrolase activity. Bases 1 to 1476 code for a protein of 491 amino acids. Gene Ontology annotation, cellular component: nucleus; cytoplasm.
AUGGCAGAUAGGAGCGCGCAAGGAAUGCCUCCUCCUCCUCUCAUGUCAGACGAUACCAACACUUCAUCAGAAUCAUCAUCCUUCUCGUCUUCCUUCCCGCAUGUCCCGGGAGAGACGCUAUUCCUCCCAUUCUACAACGAAUCCCUGUGGGAAAAGGUUCGUAAUUCCCUCCUACCGUUUCCGAAGGACUUGGACGAGCUUACUAAGGCCAUGCAAGCUUAUAUUCCGGGCAUUUCUCAGCUUCGCGGGCUUCAGGCAGCGAUCGAUGGAGUAGGAGGAGGGCCAGCUUGCGAGAAUUUCUUUACGGAGACUCUGCCGGAUAUCAUUCAGUCGGCGCUGAAACUGCAGGAGGUCAUGAAGAGUUGCAACAUUGAUCGCAUCCCCCUCCUCAAAGACAUCAAGACUACAACCAGCGCUGUUUUCAAAGUCGUCUUGCCUCGUGUGCUCGUCAGAUCCCUCAUGGCAAACAUGUUUCUGUGCACGUUCCAAGAGCAGCGGGGGAUGGAGGAGCCCAUGCCUACCUGCACCUUCCAGGUUCUGCUGAGGAACACCUCAGUGCAGGAAUGCGCAAAGUUGAGAAUGUUCAUCCACUACUUCGAGCGAACAAAGAGCGGACAUGUUCCUGGUUGUGUCACGAUCAUACGACAGAAGAUCUACCUUGACGGGAUGAUCCUGGAGAACAGCAAUAAGCCUCUCCUUGGCAUUUCUGUUGCUCCAGCUGGAGUUGGGUUCGAGGACGAUGACAAUGGGAAGGAUUGUCUGCAUGCCGACUUUGCGAACAUGUACAUUGGAGGAGGGGUGUUGACAGGAGGCUGUGUUCAGGAGGAGAUUCGUUUCUCGAUCUGCCCCGAACUGAUCAUAUCCUGCCUGACAUGCAGCGUCUUGAAUCUUGGAGAGGCAAUACAAAUCCUCGGAGCAGAGCAGGUUGGAUAUUUCAUCAAGUACUCACAAGAGUCUUACAAGCUCUUGUUUCAGUUCUCUUCAUACUCGGGCUAUGGGUUUGGUUUAAGGUUCGCCGGCCCGUUUGUGGACAAUCAAAGGCAGGCAGAUGACGGUACCAUCCUUCGGGGAAUAUUUGCCAUGGAUGCGUAUGAUGGGCGGCGAAGAGACUUCAACAUAAGGGAAGCCAUGAUGCUCAGGGAGAUCAACAAGGCCGCGGCAGGGUUUUCUCUCAUGGAUGACUCUGUGAAGCAAUUCUCCGUCUUGGCAACCGGCAACUGGGGAUGCGGCGUGUUUGGCGGGUUUGCUCCUCUGAAGGCGCUCCUGCAGUGGCUCGCGUCUUCCCAUGUGGGAGUAUGCAUACGAUAUUUCCCUUACAACGAGGAUUUUGGACCAGCCCUGCAGAAGCUGAGCGCGACGCUGACUAGUCGGAGAUGUACCGUAGGUGACCUCUGGAAGGGUCUUGGAAGGCUGUCAAAAAGGAUGAGCUUGAAGGGAGACGGGGCUGUGAUGGAGAGGAUGGGGACAUCGGGCUAA